Molecule: messenger RNA, 11362 nt
Organism: Penaeus chinensis
Lineage: Eukaryota; Metazoa; Arthropoda; Malacostraca; Decapoda; Penaeidae
Product: phospholipid-transporting ATPase ABCA3-like
Exons: 33
Coding region: 168-5336 (1722 amino acids)
Biological process (GO): lipid transport; transmembrane transport
Cellular component (GO): intracellular membrane-bounded organelle; membrane
Molecular function (GO): ATP binding; ATP hydrolysis activity; lipid carrier activity
Source: RefSeq, a predicted model, not a curated record
GACGAACAAACCCACGUACGUCCAGGCAGCUCCCGUGAUAAAGCGUUAUCACUCUUAGGCCCCAAAAAUGCGAUAAAGCAUGAACUGUAACAGAAGGCUGAAGGUAAAUUACAUCACAGGGGGAGUGAAGAUUAUGUAUUUGUAAAUUUGGUUGAAAUGAAGUAGAAAUGACGUCCGUGAUGAAUUUGUCAACUCCAGAAGCGAGGGAUUCUGUUGAUGCCUGGAACAAUGACUCUUCAUCUGGAAAUGGAGCUACUGAAGAGGGUAAUUUUUGGUACCAGUAUAAAGCCCUCAUUAUUCGUAAUUUUACUAUCAAGGCUAGAGACCGCCGAAGGACUAUAACGGAAUUUCUCAUGCCCUUAUAUUGGAUUGCAAUUUUGGCAAUUGUAAGGCUUACAACUGGAAGCACUACAUUUGAUCCUGUGCUGACACCACAAGGAACAGGUUCUCUCACUGAGAUACUGGCUGCAAGACUAAACGGAGGUACACUCUUUGUGACUCCUGAAAAUGAUAAGGUAAAAGAAAUAAUGGACAAUGUACAGCAUAUAGCUACUGAAUAUUCCACGUCUCUUUAUACGCAGUACUACAGCACAGAAACAGAUUUGGUAGAUGAAUUUAAGCAGAACAUGUCAGUGGAUGCAGCUAUAGUGUUUCCUGAUAGUCCAGAUGUCAAUAGUUCCUACAUACUUCGUUUCAAUAUUCUGAAGCAUUAUUUGCCUUCACCAUAUAGUAGAUGGACUGGAAAGCAGGAGUGCAGAGAGUUGAGUCCCCCAUUUGGGUUACAGUUGGGAGGCUGUGCCUCAAAUAACUAUUAUUUCUCUGGAUUUUCAUCUCUUCAGUUACUGAUUGAUACUGCAUUGAUAAGGAUGAAGACUAGUGUGAAGGAUGUAUCCCUACCAGAAAUUAGUCUGCAGAAUUUCCCCAAAGGAACUUUUACUAGUGAUGGGACUACAGUGCUCCGCAGUAUUGUCCCUCUGUACAUGGUAUUUGCAUGGGCACAGUUCAUAAUAUAUAUGAUGAUGCUGGUUGUCGAUGAGAAAGAGAAGAAGAUUAAAGAAGGCAUGAAGAUGAUGGGCUUGAGAGAUUCUGUGUACUGGCUGUCAUGGUUUUCCGUGUACUUCAUGUAUGUGUUACUCCUAGCUGUGAUCUGCAUCAUAGUCCUGCCGCUUGCAAGAGUCUUUGUCCAUGCCAACCUAUUCCUUCUGUUCUUACUCUUCAUAUUAUAUGGGUCAUCAUCUAUUGUUUUUGCUCUGAUGUUGACUCCGUUCUUCGACAAGGCAAAGGUGGCUGGAGUGGUGGGGAACCUACUACAAGUGGCUAUGAGUCUUUUGUACUACCUUCAAGUUUUUCUUGAAGAUGACAUGGGUCAAGGGACCUUCUGGGCCCUUGGACUUCUCUCUCCGUGUGCCUUUUCCCUUGCUUUAGACAAGGUGAUUCUCUUUGACUCCAGUAGUGAAGGGCUGAACUUCAGUAAUGUAUGGGAAGGUCCAGGCCUUCCAUUUGCAGGAAGUUUGAUAAUGAUCUCAAUAGAUAUUUGUCUCUACCUCUUCUUGGCCUUCUAUCUUGACAAUGUUCUGCCAAGUGAAUAUGGGACAAAACGAAAACCCUGGUUCAUUUUUGAAAAGUCCUUUUGGUUCCCCAGUCACAGGAACUAUCAGAUGAGCAGCUUGACAUCCUCAAACAACCUUGGUUUUGACACUGAGGAGAUCGAACCUAACCCUGAUCUGGAGCCCGUAGCAAAGGAGUUAAAAAUGAAAGCGGCUGUUCGCAUCAGAAAUCUGAAGAAAACCUUCCAUCCCAAGGGCAAAGAUCCUGUUCAUGCUGUUGAUGGUAUAAGUUUAGAUGUUUAUGAGGGACAAAUUACCGCUAUCCUGGGUCAUAAUGGUGCAGGAAAGACAACGCUGUUUAACAUCCUCACUGGAAUGACAGCACCAACAGGGGGCACGGCAUCCAUCUUUGGCAUGGACAUUAGUGAUCCAAAUGACUUGGUUGACAUUCGGAGAAUAACAGGCGUAUGUCCCCAGCAUGACAUCAUCUUCUUAAACUUAACUCCUAGAGAACAUCUCAGCUUUUAUGCUCGCAUUAGGGGCAUCCCUUCCAAUAAGGUUGGGGAAACUGUGGAGCAGACAUUGAAGGAAGUGGAUCUCUCUAGUAAAGGUGACACCAAGGCUGUGGAACUCUCAGGUGGACAGAAGAGGAAAUUGUCUAUAGGAAUAGCUUUGAUUGGAGACCCAAAGCUUGUAUUUUUGGAUGAGCCAACAGCUGGGGUUGAUGCCUACUCUCGCAGGAAGCUUUGGAAUUUAUUGAAGAACCGGAAAGAAGGCAAGGUAAUUUUACUGACAACUCAUUUUAUGGACGAAGCAGACAUCUUAGCUGAUCGGAAGGCUAUUGUUUCAAAAGGGAAGUUGCGUUGUUGUGGAUCAUCUCUGUUCCUGAAAAACAAGUUUGGCCUGGGAUAUCACUUGACGUUAGUUGUGUCUGAUGAUUGUGAUACAAAUAAUGUCCAGAACAUUGUGCAAUCUGUCUCUAGCAAUGCACAACUGAUGAGGCAUUAUGGAAAAGAAAUGUCCUUCCUGUUACCAUCUGAUUCAACAGAGUCUUUUCCAACACUAUUCCUAAACUUGGAUACUCAUAUGAAUGCAGAAGAAGGGAAUUCUGCUAUAGAAGGCUAUGGCAUCUCCAUGACAACUCUGGAGGAGGUUUUCUUGACCUUAAGUGAAGAAAAUGAAAGUACAAGAGAGCAGUCUCUGGACGACAUAAGCCAGAUGGUUAGAGAGAAACUAACCUCAUCCUCUCCUCAACAUUCAGCUUCACCUGUGAACUCCAGUGCCCAAAAUGGCCAAGUAGCAGAUAACAAUCAACAAGGCUUUGCACUUGAUGCUGUUGAAGUCAGGCCAGAUCCAUGGAGAACCUACAAGGCCAUGAUAAAGGUUCGAUUCAUUGGCUUGUUACGAGAAAAGUGGGCCAUGUUCUUCUUGAUAGUUUUCCCACUUGGGCUAACCAUUGGUGCAAUUGCUGUUUUAGACACACAGCAAGUACAGGCACCUAUAGAUGAGCUGUUGAAUAUUAACACAAGGAUAUACAGAGAGAUGUCAGGUGCGCUUAUACAAAAUAAUACAACACAUACAUUGACGCAUUUAGAGGGCACUCUAAGUUCAGCAGGAAUCUCCUCAGCUCCAUAUGACGGAAAUUUCUCAUCAAUAUAUAACCUCAGACCUCAUUUCACUGCCUUGGAUAUUAGCCAUUUUCCAGAAAACAAAAUAAGUGAUCCAGCAUCAUUGAAUGUGAGGUUCAAUGAUUCUUACGUCCAUGCAAUACCCAUCAUGGUAAAUCUUCUUAGCAAUGCCAUACUCAGCACCUUUGGGAACCUUGACCAAAUCUCUGUUGCUACUCAUAACCUGCCAAGUUUCCAGAGCUUGCCAAGUUUUGACACAUCAACCUUUUUUGCCCCAAUGAUGAUUGGUUUUGUGUACACACUUAUCCCAGCUGCUCUUGGCAUUGAGAUUGUUAAUGACCGAGAGAUUGGAGCAAGAAACUUAUUAAGACUGAAUGGACUUAGUUUUAAUCAGUACUUCUCCUCUUUUAUAACUGUUAUUGCAACUGUAUUUAUGCUUCCAUACAUCAGCCUUUUGAUCAUCAUUGCUGCCUUUGGUGUUCCAUCAUUGAUAAUUGGACCAGCUUUUGGUGCCAUUGCCCUGCUUUAUUUACUCUAUAUACCAGUGGCCUUUCUGUAUAGUUCAGUAUUUGGUUACUUGUUUGACAGAAUGGAAACGGCCAGGCAGUUCUACCCAAACAUUGCUACGACAGUGGGCUUUUUGUCGUACACUGUUGUCUCUAUUGUGGACAUGGUUGUUGGAACUCAGACGGACAACAAUCCAGCCCCAAUUAUACAUAUAAUUUUAGCCAUACUCCUCCCUCAUUACAUACCUUUCGGUCUCCUAUAUUAUGUUAAUAAGAUAUACCUCAUGUGCUUCAUUCAAAAUACCUGUGAUGGACUGACAGUUAGUGAUUACAUGACCACUGAGAUCAUUGUUUUAUUUGUGGUGGUUAUUGUCGAUAUCCCAUUCUACUACAUCCUGCUGCGGAUAGCGGACACACGGAAGAUGGGAGGCAAUUGGCGUGAUGCACUGUGGAUGUCUAAAAGAGAGACAGUGGACUACAGAAACCUUGAGGAAACAGGUAUCGAUGCCCCAGCAGGAGAAGACGACGAUGUUCAGGAAGAACGUAACGAUGUUGCUGCCUACCUCACUAAUGGGGGUCCUGCUCCUCCUGUGUUGUUAUAUGAUCUCGGCAAAGUGUACAACAAAGGAGCCAAGAAUGCUUGUGGUAAAAAGAAAGAAGAUAAAGAGUUUGUUGCUGUAAAAAGUGUGUCACUGAGUGUACGAGAAGGCCAAGUCUUUGGAUUACUGGGACCCAAUGGUGCUGGAAAGACAACAACUCUUCGUGUUUUGACAGCAGAAGAGGCCCCAACAAAAGGAAGAGUACAAAUAUGUGGUGAUGACAUCCAGUCUGGUCUUUCUAAUGUGUUCCAGAAGUUGGGUUAUUGUGCUCAACAUGAUGUACUCUGGAAGAAUAUUACUGUUGCUGAGCACAUUGCCUGUUAUGCAGAAAUCAGAGGUGUUCAUCCAGAUCAGAUCCAACCAUUGGUGGAUAUGUAUCUGAAAGGCCUAGAAAUUGAAGAACACAGAGACAAGCAGAGCAAAGACUGCUCUGGAGGCACAAAACGAAAGUUGAGUUAUAUCAUCAGCAUGCUAGGUCAGCCAAAGGUUGUUCUCAUGGAUGAACCAUCAACUGGAAUGGACCCUCAAUCAAAGAGGUUCCUAUGGAAUUCUAUCUUAGCUUCCUUUAAGGGGAACAGGAGUGCUAUUCUAACUACUCAUUCCAUGGAAGAAGCAGAUGCACUUUGUUCCAGAAUUGCAAUACAAGUGUGUGGAGGAUUAAGGUGUAUAGGAUCUGUUCAGCAUCUUAAGAAUAAGUAUGGUGGAGGAUAUACUCUUGAAGUCAAGCUUGAGAAGCAAGAAACAUGUGCUGUGUCUUUAAAUGGUGAAAGCCCCACCCAUACCUCAUUGGAUGAGAAUGUUGUGACAGAAACCAAAAAGAUUAUUAUGAAUAGUUUCCCAAAAGCUGAGUUAGAUGAAGAAUUUGGGGAGUUGUUACAUUACAAGAUUCCUCAGUCUGAUAUCAAGAGUCUGGCCAAUUCAUUUGCUGUACUGGAAAAGGCUAAAGGUGACAGACUUAUCAGUGAAUAUGCACUGAGUCAGACAACCCUCGAGCAAGUCUUUUUGCAGUUUGCUCGUCAGCAAGAAGAUGAUGUUGAAGAGGGUGAAGAGAAGUAAACAAAAUGUACAGGAAUAUUGAUUUAUGGAAAAUGAUACAUGUAUUUGUUUUAUAUAUUUUUCAGACAAGAGUAAUUGAUUUGCUAGGAUGUAUUCCUAUUUAUUUUUAGAGCACUGUGAUAUAUGAUUCUCUAGAAGGCACAGAUAAGUAAUAAUUGUGUGAUUUUGAUAAUGCAGAACAUUAUCUUAGAGUGAAAUAUAUAAAGGUUGUAUUGCGAGUCAUUUUUGUAAUGGAUGCUUGAGUUUAGUAUUUUUGUAAUGAAUGCUUGAGUUUGCCAUUUUUGAAAUGAAUGCUUGUGUUUGCUGAGAUUCACAUGACUUAUAGUUUAUAAGAAUAAUGUAAUUCUUAUGCUAAAUGCUUAGUUUACAUAAAGUGUUUACCUCAUGAAUUGGGACUGAGUAUUUUGUAUUAUGUUAAGUAACGUGGCAUGAAAAUGAGACAAACAAAGUCUUUCUCUAUGUGAAGAUGAAUACUUAUGGCACUUGCUAAAUACAGGCACAACACUGCUUUUUAAGCAUUGAUAGUUCCAGAAUUGUGUUGGAUUGUACAUUUUCUCUUGCACUCCACCUAUACCAGAAUACAGUAGCUUUUCCAAAACACCACAUCAGCAUAAGUGUAAGCAUAAGUGGCUAUGAUUUCUGAAAUAUUAUUAAUAACUGUAGUGUAACAAUGAGAUUUGAGUUUUUGUAAUUGGAUAUAUGAUAUUUAUGAGAAUGCUUAUGGUCUGGAUUGUGCUAUCACACAGCAAUCAAUCAUUUCCCCAUGGCCCCUAAUUUGGAAUAGCUGAGAUAUUUAACAAAAGAUUUGGACAAAGGUGAAAUCUUUAGCACUAAUUAGGUUUUGCUGGGAAAGUGAAAGGAAUUAAUGCAUUAUAUAUUUAUUUCCUAUAGUUUUAUCUGUAAAAUUUCCGGCAGUUUUAGGCAUAGGCAUAAAACCACUGUUGUGGCUUUCUCUACUUUAAUUUCACAAGUACUAAGAAACCGAGUAGUCAGUUACUAUGGUGAAAAAAAGCUUUUUGCAAUCCUAUAUUUCUUCCUGUUACUGUUAUUAUUAUCAUUAUUAUCAUCAGCAUGGUGAAGGUGAUGAUAACAAUAAUAGUAAUAUACACUUUUCUUUCACAAAAAUUCAAAGAAUGGGCUAAAUAGUUUUGGUCAGAUUGGCUUUGUAAUCAACUCCUUGGUAACCAAGCAUUUCUGUAGAUAUCUAUGAGCAAGCAAAAUUGAUAAAACAAAACCAUAGUGGACACUGAUGUAUAUAUUCACUUCCUUGAUCAGUAGGUCAAGGGAGUGAAGACAAAGAAAUGAGGUAAUUGCACUUCUAUAUUAAAUUUAUUUUGUAAUGAUUGUUACAGUUAUUAUGAAUUUCUUAAAUUUCAUUGCAAUUUUACAUAGAUGACAACAUGUCCAACUUUUAUUUCAAUUAUAUAAUUUAUUAUGAAAUGCAUGUUUAUAUGACCUCACAAAAUUCAGAUUGUGCCAAAAAAUCUAGGAUUGUGCAUUUUGAGUGUCUAAAUUCCAGCCAAGUAAUUAUUUAGCAUGCUCAUUGAACUGAACAGGCAGUUACAGGGAAUUCAAAUGUCUGCCUGCAUUUCUGAACAAAGUGAAAGAGGCCCAUCAGUUGCGAGAAGGUUGUUGUUAUGCCUGUAUUUGAAUGAAUUAGAUAAUAGUAAUUAAAACAUUAAAGCAGUCAAACAGUACAAAAAUUAAGCAGCUGAUUAUGUCUUUUAGCUUGAUAUUUUGUUUUGAGUUAAAGGAAAAUCUAAUAUGUAGCUAACUAACCAAUUCAUAGGUUUAGGGAAAGAGAUUUAUGUAAUAAAAAUAAGCCUGCCUGUGAUGUAGAGAAGAGCAGUAAAGGAACAUCCAUUAUAUUUUUUUUUAUGAACUGUUAAGCAAAUGUUUACUGGUAUUUAUGUAAAUGCAAUUGUAUUCCUGUAUAUUCACACUGAAAAGCCUCAGCCUCUGGGUCCUAUGCAUUUUGAUGUGACUGCAUUUGAUAUGGUUGUUACUUGCUAAUACAGAAUGCAUCCCACACAGACAUGAUAAUGCAUUCUAGUUUUAUUGUUGCAGAAUAGAAGUAGGUUGAAUAGAUUAGAACAUCAUAUGUAAAAUUGUGGGUCAUGAGCAGUUUUGCUCUCAGUACGACUCGUCAUAUUAAUAUUUCUCUCCUACCGAUGAUGUACAGUGCUUCACACACAAUUCAAAUGCCAGAAGCAAAGUAAAUGAACUAGACACCAGGUUUAGCAACACAUGUUCAUCCUUUUUUUUUUUUAUAUAUUAUGUCAGUCACACAAUGGGCUGAGACUUUUUUCUUGUGAGUGUACUAUACCAGAUACUCUUUUUUUUCUUCCAUAUAAAUAAAUCUGUCUAGUGAUUAGAAUUGAGGUAAUGUACUUAAUUAUUUUUUAUUCACUUUUAUUUACGGAUAUCAUCACAUUGCAUAUUGUAUUAAAGAUAGGUUUACCUUUUAAACAGAAAAUUGGUUCCAUUUUGUUGUACAUUAUGCUUUCCAGGAUACUUGGCAGAGAUGUUGAAUGUAAAUGUAUUGUUCAGAAUCUAAAAGCAAUGACUUGAGCAUAGAUAUAUUAAGGCUUUGGAAAUCUUCAUGAUUCUACUGGCCUUAAAAAAAAUGCUGAGGUUAUUGUCACAUAUUUCUACAUUAAAGAUAAAAAACUAGCUAUCUAAGCUAAAGUAAGACAGGUCAGGUAAACAAAAUGUAAUUGUGUAAUAACACACCUACAGAAAUCCACAUUCAAGUUUUACAAGUUUUAAUGCUUUGAAAUAAAUAUUCUAAAAAUGAAUAUCAUCAUUUGAGAUGUUUGUUCCCUCCAUUGGUACACCAUGGUAAUGGAGAUGGGCUAAAAGCAGGGAAAUAUGAAUACAUUGAAGAUGAUACUGUUUAGCUAUCUUGCUACAAACAGUCACCAUUGUACACAGAGGAGAGUGAGUGGACUCUGUGAGCAAGCUAUACAGUUUCUGAUUGUUUCAGUAAGGCAGUGAUUUUGUUGGUCAUUUAAAAAUCCAUAGGUCUAUGUGUGUCCUAGACUGGAUAUGUUUACCUUUUUUCCAUUAAUUUUUAUGGGUGGAGGGUUCAGAAGUGUAAGUGGGCAUAUUAAAUUACUUAUUAACUAAGGGGACUUAACCCCCUGUUCCCCCACCAUCUGUGUCCAUAGUUGAUUGUCUGGUAUAUAGUAAAUUUAUUUGUAAUUGUAAUUUUACCAGAUUCUUCUAUAUUGCUCAUAUAUGAAAAGUCCUUUACAUCAUGAUUUCCAAAAGUCUAGAUAUAUCUGUAUUGUUUUGUAAAAAAAGGUGAUGUGCCUUCAAGUCUCUGAAACAGGAUUUAUGGUGUUACCUUUAUAGAAUUCUUAAGCCAAGUAAAAUCUGUGCUUCCUAUAAUGUAGAGGUUCCCGUGUUAUCAUCAUGGCAGAAAUAGUUGAAUCAAUAGAUGUUUGCCAAUUAUUUGUCAACCAGAAAUCCUGCUAACUGAAUUUCCUUUUUUCAUACCUUGUGGGUAAUCUUGCAGUAAAUGCUUGUGAUGAGGGGGUAAUAAUGUUGAUGGUAAGUUAGCAGUUACAAUUUUACACAUUUUAUCUUAAUGUAACAUGAUUAUCAAGGAGAUUCCAGCAAACUGGUGUGAUCAUAUUGCAGGGACUUUAUUCAGUGAAUAAUUUAGUUUCACAAGAUAAACUGUUGGACUGAGGUGUAUGUCUAUCUAUCUAUCCAUCCAUUUAUCCUCUUUCAUAUGUAACAACUUUGUAAGAAGCUAUAAAAGCAGUUGAUACCUUCUUGCUGAUAAAUAUAAAAGCCAUUUUUAAAUAUUGUAAGUGUACUGGAAUGCAUUGUAUGUUCUGAACUGAGAACCCUAUUCACAAAAAAAACUCAUAUUAGUUUUCAUAGCUUUUUCUUAUAUACUGAAGUCAGGCUCAUCUAUCUCAUGGUAUGAUGUAUUUCAUGACUUGCUUUUGUGAUUAGGCAUUAGUGUUUGAAUAACUUUAAAGUUUCAUGAGGUAAGAUAUUGGACUGAAGUGUAUGUGUAUCUAUCUGUCUAUCUAUCUAUCAGUCUAUCUAUCCAUCCAUCCAUCCAUUUAUCCUCAGUCAUAUGUAACAACUUUCGUAAGAAACAGUAAAAGCAGUUGCUACCUUCUUGCUGAUAAACACAAAAGCCAUUUGUAAAUAUUGUAAGUGUACUGGAAUGCACUGUAUGUUGUGAACUGAGAGCCCCCAAUCACAAAAAUGCUCUCUUAGGGGUUUCAUAGCUUUCUCUUGUAUACUGAGGUCAAGCUCGUCUAUAUGAUAUAUUUCAUGACUUGCUUUUGUGAUUAGGCAAGUAUGCUGUCUUGUGCUAUAUGUCCAAAUGCAGUUUCUGUUCGUUUCCUCUAUUCACAAAAGCAGUCUUUUUUUAACACUUGAUGAAUCCUAUUUUACUAGAUUAGAGGCAGUUUUCUGAUUUGGACCUUUUAAUUUGUGCAUAAUUCUUACAUAUAUAUAUAUAUAGGGAGAUAUGAAUAAAUUUGAUCAUCCAAUUAGCAGACCAAUUUUAACUUCACUUUACACAUUUUUUUUCUAUGACAACUCCUUUUCCAUUUCUUUUCUUUUCAAUCACAUAAAUUUCACAUCUUGCCAUGUAAUAGCAUAGAACUUCCAUCAAACCCUUCAUUUUAUGUGUAUUACCAAUAUUCCUUUAUUAAUGAAAAAAAUACAUACCUGUAUUAACUAAAGAAAAAAGUAGACAUGACAAAGCCUUACCAUAUUAAAGAACAGAUUAUCAUCUGGUAGUAAAUAUGAUAUGGGACAAAGUUUUAAUGGAGUUUAUGGUUAUGAAUAUUUCAGGUAUGUUAAUUAAAGGUUAAUAGCAUGUUUUAGUGUCUAAUCUAACAUGUAAUAAUACUUAUUUAAAUUAAUAUAUUUAAAAAAUUAUAUUUAAUACAGUACUCCAUCCAGUUUUGAAACCUAAGAAUAUUGAUUAUUUGUAUAGUAAUUUCUUGUAGUACAUGUAGUUUUAUUGAAUAUUUAUUGAAUAUAUAUGUAUGUUAAGCAGAGUGAGCCAGUGGUAAUUAUAAAGCAAUCAGAGUUACAGUACAGGGUACUAGUAAAAACAGUGCCAGUGGUAACAAUGCCUUUUUUUACCUUGUCUUGCAGCACUUUUUCUAAAAUGAAGUAGAUAACUGAAUACUUCUGAAAGUGGAAAUUAUGACACAUUUUGUAAUAUUCCCAAUAACCAGAUAUCAAAGUUGUCAGGAAACACUACCUAAGAAUUUAGUGUUUUUCUCAAAACAAUUUUUUACUAAAUAAGCACAAAUAGCAGGAAAUAAAAACAAAAAUACUUCCAAGAGGGUGCCAUUACUAUAAUAGACACAUGUAGUGUUAAAAUUUGUCAUAGGAGUUUUUUUUUCUUGUUGGAACCUAUCAGGUUGAAGCAGUCAGCAAACAGUAGCUGCCACCUUUUUUUUUUUUUUUUUUUUAAAGAAGAAAGUGAUUUACCCUGUAAUUGUGUAUUGAUUUAAAAUAAUUAGGGAAAAGUUUUUAUGUCUAAGUACAUCUAUGAUACUCAUUUGUUCUCAUUGGUGUCACCUUGACAAACUGCUAAUUAUGUAGCACUACAUUGGCACUGCGCUGCACUACAAAUUUUUACUACUUAAACACUGUUCCAAUAUUUAAUUUACUUUCCAAAAAGCACUGCAUGCUGUAAUUGCUAGGAAAAUGGCCAUAAAAGUACCAUUUGUACCUGUAAAAGUACAGAUACAUAAAUAAUGGAUGUACCAUUAGAAGUACUAAGAUGGUAAUGGUGAUGCUUUUACCAUUUGCCAACUGUGAUGUUAUGUAACAAUGUUUCAUGUUGUAGAUUGGGGUUCUGCAUAGUUUCUGAUGAUUGGUAGAUUCAAAAGUUGGGAGUAUAGCCAUAUAUACUUGCAGUAUAUUGUGAUGUUUAGUGUUGCUAAUUGCACAUAUAUUUUUUCAUGUCUUAAAUAUUUCUUGCAUUAAUUCUUAUGUAUAUGUAUUGUACGGAAUACAUAAAUCAUGAUACAGAA